UGGUAAUGUAUCCCAACAGUACGCACGUACGUGGUAGGUACGAUACUGGUACGCAUAGUACAACGUACGCUCACCGUACCAAUACCGUGGAAAUAUCUUGUUAUCUGGGAUGCGCUGUGUUCCAAAACUCACAACAAUUGUAUCGAGAUAGGAUAAAACAGACGGAAAGUGCAAAAAGUUCAAGUACAAAGAUCGAACGAAUCUGAUUAUUAUCGGCGCGACAAUCAUUAAACAUGCUCGAUAGCGUAAAAAUAAAUACCGCAGAGACGAAGCAGCGACUAAUUGAAUUCACUGUGGGCGUAUAACAAUGAGCAGAUUAAAAGAAACUCAAUUAAUUACAGCCAUUAGUUCAUCGUUUUACAAAAAUGUACUUUUGCUUACGCAAGUCGUACCACCGUCAGUCGAGUUUCAACGGCACUUUAAAAAGGGCAUGUUUGACAAGCCUAAUACGGCGGGUUUCCUGCAUGUAUCGCAUUAUCUAUCAGUCGUGUGCGACGCAAAGCUGUUCAAGCGAAUGGUCAAAUGGCCGAUCUUAUGCAAAACGGACGAGGCAACGUAUCGCGUUGAAAUGAAGAGUCUCUUGUGCGUCCUGUCGCGAGACAAUCCCGACCUCAACUUCCCAACGAUACUGAUGUCCCACUUGAUCCAGUCGGGAGGAAUCAAGUUUCAGAUUAUUAUGUGGAAGCUGUCGCAACUCGCUCUCAGGACUCACGUGAACAGGGAACUUCAAGGAGAAUUGUUGAACGCGCCGUGUACGAGUCCAGUGCAGGAUUUAACGAUAGCGUACAUCAAUAGUAUAAUCGCGCAAAAAUGCAGCGUCAUAAUGGGGACUCAUAAAAAGACGGAGAAAAUACUGAAGGCCGCAAAUUAUUUCCUGAGCAGCGAGAUCGAGAGAUCGAAUGCGUGUAAAUCGGAGAUUUUCGACAGAAGGGAGAAUAUAAAAAAACUGGUCCUUGAUCUGCCGGCACAUCCAUUAAUUCAAAAGCGAUUGAUAGACGUCGAAGAUUCUAACGUCACAGACUUAUGGAGAAGAAGCAUUUUCAAGAAGAUUCAAUAUAUAUACCGAAAGAAUGAAGAAUUGAAUGAAUUAGAGGAAUCCAGCAGUCGUUUGUGCAAACUUGUCUUGAGGAUAAACUCGAAUUCCGUGACGAUCGAGGCGUACAAAUUUCCCGAAAUUCGCUGCGAUAGUUUAUUAUAUACGCAAUCCGAGACGCAGCAUUUAAUUCGCAAUUUACACGCAAAUGGCUCCAUCGUGUUUUCCUCUUUACUGUCGCUGCUGCACUUGACAUUCACGCAAAUAUUACAUCAUCACGGAAACAUCGCCGAUCUUUCCGAUCUGUCGCGGUGUCUACCGUUCGUUCAGAACGCUUGCAAAAAGAUGAAAUCUCUGCAGACGCUGUUCGGCGCGCUAAACACGAGAAUCGACGGUAUGUGCAGAAACGAGCGAUACACGUCGCGGGAAAUUAAAGAUGUCAGCGUCUAUUUCGACGCGGACAGCGCAUCAAUUGUAAACCGCAACAUUUUACUGCAAUCUCCAAAGGUCAGUUUCAAUUUUAAUCAAUGCACGGAUGAUGAUCUUUUCUAUGAGAGACUGUGCUCAUCUCCGACGAAAGGCAAACGCAAACAUUUAUUUAAGAGGUACAAACGAGAAUAUCGUCCGCUGUGCGAGCUACCUGCAAGGAAUUGCUCAAGUCCUUCGUCGGACUUGAGCAAUUCCUGGAACAGCAUGAGCGGAUGGCUGUCACCCCGCGCGUGUUCUGUCAAGUGCGAGCAAAUCUCGUUUAAAGGAAAGCCGCUUUCGUCCUUGUACUCUCGAUUGCUAUGUCACUCUAAGUUGCAUUUGAAGCGGCCUGGAGGAAACGUAUCGCGCAGCCCGGAUGUAAACUACGAGGGAUUGAAUCUAACACCGAGAAAACGUCGCUCGAAAGCAGAGCAUCUGAUAACGAACGACUAUGGUGGCAAAAUGAAAAAUCUCUUUUAAUCCCGUCGUGAUACUGUUCGCGUUAUACGUACAUCAUCUCAAAGAAUUGACGAAACGCGCAACUGGUUUGACAAGAAAUGCUCACUGAUGCUUUACUGAGUAAUCUCGACAUUGGAGGAAAAAAAAUAAUGUAAAGUUUCAACAAUUAAUUGCUCAAACUUACUUAAUAGUCUUGAUUUAUAUUAAAUACAAGACAUAUGUGAUAUACCACACCGUUUCCUAAUAUAUAUAUUUCACUUUCUAUUUCGGUGUUACGUAUCUGACAUUCUAUGUUUUACAUUUUUACAAUAACAACAAAGAAACAACGUUAGAGGAGUAGGUCAAUAUUGACAAUAUUGUGUAUUUAUAAAGAUGUAUAUCUCAUUCUCACGGGCCAUCUAAUAAUUUUUCAUUACAAAAAGAUCUUAUAAUUGUGAAUUUUUCCCAUAUUUUAUAAAUUAUAAUUUUAUUAACAUUAAAUAGGAUGAAUAAGAUAAAGUGGA
Molecule: messenger RNA, 2463 nt
Organism: Wasmannia auropunctata (little fire ant)
Lineage: Eukaryota; Metazoa; Arthropoda; Insecta; Hymenoptera; Formicidae
Exons: 9
Coding region: 308-1981 (557 amino acids)
Biological process (GO): spindle assembly
Cellular component (GO): HAUS complex; mitotic spindle microtubule
Molecular function (GO): microtubule binding
Source: RefSeq, a predicted model, not a curated record